Messenger RNA from Pistacia vera, 3086 nucleotides. Its product is annotated as phospholipase D delta-like. NCBI's taxonomy places the organism in Eukaryota, Viridiplantae, Streptophyta, Magnoliopsida, Sapindales, Anacardiaceae. Bases 252 to 2789 code for a protein of 845 amino acids. The record is from RefSeq and is a predicted model, not a curated record. The transcript is spliced from 10 exons. Gene Ontology annotation, cellular component: plasma membrane. Gene Ontology annotation, biological process: phosphatidylcholine metabolic process; phospholipid catabolic process. Gene Ontology annotation, molecular function: calcium ion binding; D-type glycerophospholipase activity.
UGUUCUACAAACUUCCUUAUACAGUGCAAAACAAUACCUGUCCAUUCUUCAUUUCGACCUACCGCUACCGCCAUCGGUUUUCGGCCGUUGUUUUCAUCGGAGAAACCAUAUUUUUGCCGUUAUAUUUAACGGUCAAUUCUAUAGAGAAACUUACUCUACGGUUUCUCCGAUUACAGCCAACGUUGUUGUUCACGUUCCACUUCUAAUUAAUUUUAUUUUACAUUCAGUUUAUAAAAUAAAAUUUAAACUGAAUGGCGGAUGAUAUUUCAGAUACAGUGGUUUAUCUUCAUGGUGAUCUGGAUUUAAAAAUAAUUGAAGCUCGGGAAUUGCCAAAUAUGGAUUUGGUCUCAGCGCGACUUACCCGAUGCUUCACAGCAUUUGACACUUUUCGAAAACCAUUCUCUAAAGGUGUAAAACACAAAUCUCACCGUACAAUAAUCACCAGUGAUCCAUACGUCACCGUUUGCUUGGGCGGCGCUACGGUGGCGCGCACUCGCGUAAUUUCAAAUUCACAAAGCCCUGUCUGGAACGAGCACUUUAAAAUCCCGUUGGCUCACCCGGUGUCUCACAUCGAGUUCUACGUGAAAGACAACGACGUGUUUGGCGCUGACUUAAUUGGAAUCGCAACUGUUCCGGCUCUGAAUAUCAAAUCUGGAGAAUCAAUAAGUGAUUGGUUCCCAAUAUUAAGUGUAUAUGGCAAACCGCCAAAGCCUGACUCAGCAGUUCUUAUGGAAAUGAGAUUCACACCAUGUGAAGAUAACCCAUUAUACCGUUACGGAAUCGCGGCAAAUCCUGACCGUUUUGAAGUAAAGAACUGUUAUUUCCCGGUACGACAAGGUGGGACAGUUACGCUGUACCAGGACGCGCACGUGCCGAAAUCGAUGCUACCGGAGAUUGAAUUGGAUAACGGGAAUGUCUAUAGGCAACAGGGUUGCUGGGAAGAUAUAUGUCACGCGAUUUUAGAGGCGCACCAUUUGGUUUACAUACUGGGUUGGUCAGUUUUUGAUAAAGUGAAGCUGGUUAGAGAACCCACGAGGCCAUUACCUAAUGGUGGAGAUUUGAAUUUGGGGGAUUUGCUCAAGUAUAAAUCUGAAGAAGGAGUCAGAGUUUUGUUGUUGGUUUGGGAUGAUAAGACUUCGCAUAACAAAUUCUUCAUUAAAACGAGAGGAGUAAUGCAGACUCAUGAUGAAGAAACUCGGAAGUUUUUCAAGCACUCUUCUGUUCAUUGUGUGCUGUCACCCCGUUAUGCUAGCAGUAAGCUUAGCGUUUUCAAGCAACAGGUCGUUGGAACCCUCUUCACGCAUCAUCAGAAAUGUGUGAUUGUGGAUACUCAAGCACCUGGAAAUAACCGGAAGAUAAAUGCUUUUUUAGGUGGACUUGACCUUUGCGAUGGACGCUAUGAUACACCUGAACAUCGACUAUUUCGGGAUCUUGACACAGUAUUUCAAAGUGAUUAUCACAAUCCGACAUUUUCUGUAGGAACCAAGGGUCCAAGAGAACCAUGGCAUGAUUUGCAUUGCAAAAUUGAAGGUCCUGCUGCAUACGAUGUGCUUACUAACUUUGAGCAGCGUUGGAGAAAAGCCACAAAAUGGUCAGAAUUUGGACAACGGUUCAAAAGGGUAACUCGUUGGCAUGAUGAUGCUCUAAUAAAGUUAGAACGCAUCUCUUGGAUACUUAGUCCUUCUGCAUUGAUAACUAAGGAUGAUCCUAUAUUAUGUGUUUCCAAGGAGGAAGAUCCUGAAAAUUGGCAUGUUCAGGUUUUUCGAUCUAUAGAUUCUGGAUCUGUGAAAGGAUUUCCGAAAGAUGUUUUUCAAGCUGAAGCUCAGAAUCUUGUUUGUGCCAAAAAUUUGGUGAUAGACCAGAGCAUUCAAAAAGCAUAUAUUCAGGCAAUUAGAUCUGCACAACACUUUAUAUAUAUUGAGAACCAAUAUUUCCUUGGAUCAUCAUACGGGUGGCCUUCUUACAAAGAUGCAGAUGCUGAUAAUCUGAUCCCAAUGGAGUUGGCAUUGAAGAUUGCUAGUAAGAUCAGAGCAAAAGAGAGAUUUGCAGUUUAUGUUGUCAUACCGAUGUGGCCCGAGGGUGUCCCUUCUUCUGCCUCCGUCCAAGCAAUUCUCUUUUGGCAGGGACAGACCAGGCAAAUGAUGUAUGGAAUCAUAGCAAAAGAGUUGAAGUCCAUGGAUAUGGUGGAUGCACAUCCACAAGACUACCUAAACUUUUACUGUCUUGGUAAUCGAGAAGAAAUUCCCAAAGAAGGGUCUGAUUCAAGUAACCGUACAGCCACCAGUGGAGAGUCGGUUUCAGCCUCACAGAAAUUUCAACGCUUCAUGAUUUAUGUGCAUGCCAAGGGAAUGAUUGUUGAUGAUGAGUAUGUAAUUUUGGGAUCUGCCAAUAUUAAUCAGCGAUCUAUGGCUGGUUCCAGAGACACUGAGAUAGCCAUAGGGGCCUAUCAACCCCAUCACACAUGGGGUAAGAAGAAGGAACAUCCGCGCGGUCAGAUUUAUGGAUACAGAAUGUCACUGUGGGCAGAACACUUGGGGAUGGUCGAUUGUCGCUUCAGGGAACCAGAAAGUUUGGAUUGUGUGAAGUUUGUGAACAAGAUUGCCGAAGAUAACUGGAAGAGUUUCACGGAAGAGGCUUUUACGCUAUUGCAGGGUCACCUUCUCAAAUAUCCAGUGGAGGUAAAUAGCGAUGGCAAAGAAAGCCCUUUGCCUGGAUUUGAAACAUUCCCAGAUGUUGGUGGUAAGGUGCUUGGAGCACGUACAAAUCUUCCUGAUGCACUAACUACAUAAACGCCUUUAAUUUUCAUACUCACAAAUCAACUUGACCCAAAAGGUGGGGCAAGGUAUAUGUGAACAUAUAGUUCUCUUGUACAAUCUAAUUUAUGAUACAUUAAAAGGUGAUUCACUUCGUAAUGUAAUUGUACAGUCAUCCCACCUCCGUUAUGUAUAUGGAGGGAACGGAAUGAAAGAGAGAGCUAACUUGAAAUUCAAUUUGUAAAAGAGGCAAUAAAAGUUGGAAGUACUUCUGAGUUCUGGCAAUUGAAGUUCAGGAAAUAAUGAAACUUGUCAUUUAAACUUUUGAGAGGU